Oldenlandia corymbosa var. corymbosa is the source of this 555-nucleotide messenger RNA. Lineage: Eukaryota; Viridiplantae; Streptophyta; Magnoliopsida; Gentianales; Rubiaceae. The record is from the annotation of a GenBank genome assembly.
AUGGAGGUGAAGGAGGUAAAGGAAGAACCAGAUGUGGAGAUGCAACCACCACCAUAUCAGAAACCACCUCCUUAUGUUCCACCUUUGCCAUUCCCACUCAGGGGAGUGACAAAACACACUUCCUCAAGUGGCGUUAAAAACUCAGCUAAGCAGAAAGUUGUGCAACAAGAUUUUAGUAACCCACUUGAUGAGGAGUUGUGUUUAGAGGGACUGUUUGCUGAAGGUGAGCCGUGCUCAAUAUUUCAUGAGACUCUUUCUCCAGAAAGAGAGAUAAUUGACUCGAAGGAUACAACUUUGUUUACGAAUGAAGAAGAGUCAAUUAUCUCCCUUGAUGAGAGUCAUGUGGGCAGAGGUAAGAUUGAAUUCACUUGGUGUGUGCAAACAGAGUAUAUUGAUUUUGAUCAAUGCCAAACCAAGAAGGACCCCGAGAUGUUGGAAGAGUGGAGCAAGAUAGAUUUUCUUCUAUGUUGGAUGAUUCAAGAGAAUGCUUCUUGGAGGCAUGAUAGGCUAAUUGAUGGCACAUUCUUGUGGUAUCAAGAUGGCUAUUCUGAGUGA